Messenger RNA from Pseudophryne corroboree (corroboree frog), 2150 nucleotides. It is a transcript of the gene IRX5, whose product is annotated as iroquois homeobox 5. NCBI's taxonomy places the organism in Eukaryota, Metazoa, Chordata, Amphibia, Anura, Myobatrachidae. The record is from RefSeq and is a predicted model, not a curated record. The transcript has 3 exons. Gene Ontology annotation, molecular function: DNA-binding transcription factor activity, RNA polymerase II-specific; RNA polymerase II cis-regulatory region sequence-specific DNA binding. The coding region runs from base 363 to 1838 and encodes 491 amino acids. Gene Ontology annotation, cellular component: nucleus. Gene Ontology annotation, biological process: regulation of transcription by RNA polymerase II; cell development; neuron differentiation.
CCAGGAGGAGGAGCAUUAGGCGUCAGAUUCCUCAAUUUCCAACUUAGCAUCUUGGCAGGACCUUUUUUUUCCUGCUUCCAAAGCUAAAGUCUAAACCAACCCACACUCCCACCCAACCUUUCCCCUCCCUCCCUGUACAGAGGGAAAGCACAAAAAAAAUCUUAGCAGGGAGAAAGGCAGUAAGAAGAAGAGAGAGGGAGAGGAGAUACCAGCAGCAAGAGGCAGCCAGGAACACUCCUGAUAUCCCCCAGGUCAUCAACUGGUGGGGUUCCUUACCUUACUUACAUUCAAGAGACCCUAGCAGAAGUGGUCCCCCAUUUUUUCCUGGCAGCGUGUGCGUCUCCAAAGAUAAGAGUGUAUGUAUGUGUCUGGCCAUGUCCUAUCCUCAGGGCUACUUGUACCAACCAUCUGCUUCUUUGGCUCUGUACUCUUGCCCUGCAUACAGCACCAGUGUCAUCUCUGGACCCAGGACUGAUGAACUGGGGAGGUCUUCGUCUGGUUCUGCCUUCUCACCCUAUGCUGGAUCCACAGCCUUUACAGCCAGUUCUGCUGGCUUUAACUCUCCCCUCCAGUACAGCGGGGAUCCGGCUGCUGCCUUCACCUCUUAUGUGGGUUCUCCAUAUGACCACAGCACAAGUAUGGCAGGCUCAUUAGGGUACCAUCCAUACGCAGCUCCAUUAGGUUCCUAUCCUUAUGGAGAUCCGGCUUACAGGAAAAAUGCUACCAGGGAUGCCACCGCCACCUUAAAGGCCUGGCUGAAUGAGCACAGGAAGAACCCUUACCCCACCAAGGGUGAGAAGAUCAUGCUAGCCAUCAUCACCAAGAUGACACUCACCCAAGUGUCCACCUGGUUUGCCAAUGCUAGGAGGAGGCUGAAAAAAGAAAACAAAAUGACUUGGACCCCCAGGAAUAGAAGCGAGGACGAGGAAGAUGAGGAGAAUAUCGACUUGGAAAAAAAUGAUGAUGACGAGCCUCAGAAACUGGAGGAAAAGGGAGAUCCAGACGGAGAUACAGUGAAGAGGAGUCCACUCGUGGAAGAGCCUGAUCUUGUAGAACGUGACCCCAUACAGGUGAAGGAGUUGGUCUCUAUCAGGAGUGACUCUGAGUUGAACGAAGUGGAGGACAGUAGUGAUAACCUUUCCAAAAGUUCUGCUCCAGCCUCCCCACCAUUGUGCCCAGCGAACCAGGCCCAGGCGGCAGUAGAAGAACAGACUGUGCACAAUCACAAUCUUCAUCUCCACCACCAUCACCUCCACCUCCACCGUCAGCAGCAGCAACCAUCCCAACAUAUUCAUCACCAACACCAAUCCAAACCAAUUGACCUUGUACACCGGAACCCCCAGAUCCAGCAUGGCACAGUCUCCAGUAAUGCCACCUCAGUCAUCCACUCCCCCCCAGUGGCUUCUAAUAAGCCUAAAUUGUGGUCCUUGGCAGAAAUAGCCACAUCUUCGGACAAGACCAAGGAAAGCAGUGAAGCCACAAUUGGACAAGGGUCAGCUACGGCCCAGUCCAUAGUUGGCAGUGCCUCUUCACCAUCCAGAUCUCCCUCAGCCACUUGCCAUUUCCCUAACAAUACUGUUUUGCCCCGUCACCUGUAUUACAGCACACCAUUUUACCCUGGUUAUACGAACUAUGGCUCUUUUGGGCAUAUCCACAGCCACCAUGGACAAAGCACGACCCCAUCUGCCAACAGCAACCCACAUUUCAAUGGAUUAACCCAGACUGUAUUAAACAGAGCUGAGGCCUUGGCCAAAGAGUGCAAACUCAGAAGCCAGUCUCAGGCAGACCUUAGCAAAGACACUUCUUAUGAAAUGAAGAAAGGUAUGUCCAGCCUUUAACUUUGGCUUCUUCUUCGAGCAUUGGGACUCAUUUAAUUUAUUAAAACAUAAAAUGCCUUGACAGUUUACCAAUUCACCAUCAAGAAUAUUAAUAGUUCAAAUAACGACCAGCACAGAGUUCACUUUUGCUGGUCUGAUUAUGUUUUUUUUCCAUCUGCAAAGAAAGACAUACUUUGUAUCCAUAUGAUUCUGUAUAUUUAAUGUAGACUAUUUUGUAUUUAAAUGGAUCAUCACUAUCUUUGAAGUAAAUUAUUGAAUUAUUCGUUGUACAAUGAUUUACGCUGUUUUGUAAUAUAAAUAUAUAAAUCGCAU